Anolis sagrei ordinatus is the source of this 1365-nucleotide messenger RNA. Its product is annotated as olfactory receptor 11L1-like. The record is from RefSeq and is a predicted model, not a curated record. Gene Ontology annotation, cellular component: membrane. Gene Ontology annotation, molecular function: G protein-coupled receptor activity; odorant binding; olfactory receptor activity. Lineage: Eukaryota; Metazoa; Chordata; Lepidosauria; Squamata; Anolidae. Gene Ontology annotation, biological process: G protein-coupled receptor signaling pathway.
AUGCUGAAUGGCACCUCAGCUCCCGAAUUCAUCCUGCUGGGUUUCCUUGGACUCCAGAAGUUCUGGUUCCUCUUAUUCAUCACUUUCUUGACGGCCUACCUCUUCAUACUCCUUGGAAAUGUUUUGAUCAUUAUCAUCAUAAACAUGGAUGUGGACCUACAUAUCCCUAUGUACUUCUUCCUGAGCAAUUUCUCCUUCCUGGAAAUAUGCUACACCUCAGUCACUGUCCCUCGGCUUCUGGUGGACUUCCUCACUGGCUCCCGUGCCAUCUCCUUCCAGAGGUGCAUCACCCAGAUGUAUUUCUUCUUCUUCUUUGGUACCACAGAAUUCCUCCUCUUGGCUACCAUGGCUUAUGACCGGUAUUUAGCCAUCUGUCAACCACUGCGGUAUCCAGUGCUCAUGAAUGGCCGUGCUUGUAUCCGCUUGGCCUUGACUUCCUGGCUGAGCGGCUCCCUCACCCCUUUCUUGCCCACGGCCUUUAUCUCGCAGCUCCCCUUCAACAGUAGUAACCAGAUCAACCACUUCUUCUGUGACACAGGGCCAUUGAUUGAGCUUUCAACUGGAGACACCUUUAUGGCUCAGGCAAUGGUUUUUCUUGUCUCGGCAGUGAUUGUGCCUGUGUCCUUCCUUCUGACUUUGAUUUCUUAUGCCCUGAUCAUUUUUACCAUCUGGCACAUCCCGUCUGCUUCUGGAAGGUAUAAGGCCUUUUCUACAUGUUCCAGCCACCUCAUGGUGGUUACCAUCUUCUAUGGCACAGUCAUCUUCAUGUACCUCUGUCCACGUUCUGGCCGGUCUUCUGACAUGAACAAAAUGAUAUCUGUUUUCUAUGCUGUAGUCACUCCUAUGCUGAAUCCUAUCAUUUACACCCUGAGGAACAAAGAUGUGAAAAGAGCUCUGGAGAAAAUUCUCAACCAAGUAAAGGACAAGUGGUGGACACAUGGAGGGAAAGCCUUUCUCGCUAAGGAGACACAGGCCACAUGUUAGAUGAGGGCUGUUUAUUGAAGGUGCCUUCUUACUGAGGAAUUUUGCGAGGCAAAUAUUCAUUACAUGUGCUUUUUGUUGGUGUCUCAGCUACAUUCUCAGGCUCUUCUAAUAGGGUACAGCUGUCAUCUACAAAUGUUAAGCAAUAUUUUAUGAGUACAGUACAUGAUUUGUAUUGAAAGAAGUCUUCAAAGCUGUUUUCUUGUUUGGGAUUUAUUGCUGCUGCAAUGAGAGAUGAAAAAUCAGUGUAGUAAAGCCAUAUGCUUUUUUGUAUUUAUGCUAUUUAUGCACUAAACUGCAGUCUACAUACCUUGGAUAUGGAUAAGUGACAAUUAAGGAACUAGUUAUUUUGGACAGGGAUUUUGAAUAUUUGCAAUUAAUCUA